Molecule: messenger RNA, 794 nt
Organism: Anopheles nili
Lineage: Eukaryota; Metazoa; Arthropoda; Insecta; Diptera; Culicidae
Product: transmembrane protein 208
Exons: 4
Coding region: 52-570 (172 amino acids)
Biological process (GO): vacuolar protein processing
Cellular component (GO): intracellular membrane-bounded organelle
Source: RefSeq, a predicted model, not a curated record
CGGGCAAGAAAAUAAUAGAUACCACACAACAUUUUUUUAAAUAUUACCAACAUGUCGCAAGCUCCAAAAAAGAAGGCUACCAAAGGCAGCAAACAAAUCGUUGAAGAAAAUUUAGCCACGGUGAAGUUUUACCGAAAUAUGUCUCUCAUCGCCACUGGACUGCAGUUUCUUGGGUUUGCGGUGUACACAGAAGUUUCAACGCUUGCCAUGAUCAUGACGAUUAUCUGCGUUAUAGCUCAUGCUGCAGGCUAUUACUUCAUGGCAUUGACAAGUAAACCUAAACUAAGCGAGAAAGGUGAAAUAAUAGAAACGGGUACCGAUCUCAACAUGGAAGGAGGCAUUACUGAACACGUGAAAGAUAUCGUUAUCUUGACAUCGGGCACACAGCUCGUGUCGAUGCUAUCCGAAUUCUUCUGGUUAUUGAUGCUACUACUCCCUAUAAGAGCAGGCUGGUUGCUGUGGCAAACAGUUGGAAAACAAUUUUUCCAGGGAGAUCCAAACGAGGAGGCUCCAGUUAACGAGAAAAAGCAAAAGAAAUUAAUGCGGAAAAUGAACCGUGCUCGGCAAUGACCGUUAGGCAGAAGAUUGGACAAUUAACUUAUAAACAAAUUGAUAAAUUCGAUUCCUCCCGGAAAUCUUCGUUUCUUCAAAUUUGUUAUUUCGUGUAGCGUAAGGGUUUUUGGCUGCAACUUUUGCCCCCAAUGGGCAAAUUGUAACAUAGGGAACACCAUUUAUCAUUAAGUAAAUCUUGUUUUGUUUUUAUUAGACUGAAUAUAAAUAAUUUUCAUGCUUUG